AACAUCGCGCACCACGCCGCAAUGCGUGCUGGCGCCGAGGAGCUGGGCCACGGCGUGGAGGUGAGCUCGCUCGUGCUGAUCCAUCCCUACUUCUUAGGGGGCGACAGCUCCGAGUCGGACGAGAUGGGCAUGGCGUUGCUCGACGAGCUGGUGCGGCUUUGGCCGGUGGUCUGCCCGGGGACCAGUGGGUGCGACGACCCGUGGAUCAACCCGAUGGCGGAGAGAGCGCCCAGCCUAGCCAGGCUGGGGUGCAAGCGCGCUCUGGUAUGCGUUGGGGGCAAGGACGCCAUGAGGGGAAGGGGAAGGCUGUACCCUGAGAAAUUGAUUGGGAGUGGGUGGCAAGGCGAGGUGGAAAUCUGGGAGGCGGAUGGCCAGGGUCACGGCUUCCACCUCUUCCGGCCGACAUGCGCCCAGGCGGAAGCGCAGGUCGGCGUCGUCGCUGAAUUUCUGGGCCGCAGAUGAGAUCUCCUGUUCUCCGCUCAUUCACAUGACCAAGGCAAUGUUCUUGAAUUGGCUAUUGUUGUACACUAGGAAGUUUGAGUUAUGCUUAAAACAUGCUUGUAGCUGUUCUUCAGUGGUUUUAUCUUCAGUCUAUAAGAACAAGGAGUAUAUUGUUACUACUGUCAUAUGGAGUUCAAAUUCAAACCAGCUAGUCUGCCAUUCUGUAAAAUUAUAAAUUUGUAUUUUGUAAGGGUUUAGGAUGCUAAGAUAUGAUUAUGAAGUUCUCAAA
Messenger RNA from Triticum urartu, 730 nucleotides. RefSeq names its product 2-hydroxyisoflavanone dehydratase. The record is from RefSeq and is a predicted model, not a curated record. NCBI's taxonomy places the organism in Eukaryota, Viridiplantae, Streptophyta, Magnoliopsida, Poales, Poaceae. Gene Ontology annotation, molecular function: hydrolase activity.